ACGCACAUCCGCCAAUUUUGAGUUGCUAUAUUUAUUUUGAAAGCGUCAAACCGCACCGAAGAAAAAUGAAUAGAAAACGCUUGCGACAUUUUACAAAUUAAAACUUUCUUACAAGGUGUAUGUAUAAAUAUCUUUAAUUAUUUAAUUCCCUACGUUAGUUUAAUUAAUUAGCUAAGCAGCCAGCUCGUGCAGGUCUGACAUGACUGGCUCAGUCGUCAAAGAAUUCGCCACUUCCGACGAUGAGGUGUAUCUAAAAAAGUUGGGCUACAGUAUAGGGACGACCAUUGGCGAAGGAUCGUAUGCUAAAGUCAAAAGUGCUUACAGCGAGAAGCUUCAGAAAAGGGUAGCUAUGAAAAUUAUAAACAGACGCAGCGCGCCAAAAGAUUUCAAAGAGAAGUUCCUGCCCCGGGAGCUGAAAUGCAUGAAGGCUGUCAAUCACAUAAACGUCAUCAAACUGUAUGAGAUCAUCGAGUUUGAACAGAAGGUGUACAUCGUGAUGGAGCACGCAGGUCACGGUGACCUACUGGAAUACAUCAAACUUCGUGGUGCCAUCCCCGAGGACAGGAGCCGUGUGAUGUUCAGACAAAUUGUUGACGCCGUCUCGUACCUGCACGGUAUACAGAUAGCCCACAGAGAUCUGAAGUGUGAGAACCUGCUGCUAGACUACCAGAACAACAUCAAGGUCUCAGACUUUGGCUUCUCGCGCUACUUCGAGGAGCCAGCCAUCAGCAAGACCUUUUGUGGCAGCGCCGCCUACGCCGCCCCUGAGAUCCUACAGGGGAUCCCCUACUACAUCCCUCUACAUGACAUCUGGGCUAUGGGGGUCAUACUCUACAUCAUGGUAUGUGCCUCUAUGCCAUACGACGACUCCAAUGUCAAAAAGAUGAUUCGCGACCAGCUUGAGAAAAAAGUUUCGUUUUCCAAGUCAAAACCCGUGUCCAGGGAAGCAAAAGAUCUAAUAUGUCACAUCUUGGAGGUGAAUGUCAAGAGGCGGUACACCCUCGCCAAUAUCCUGGCCCACCCCUGGAUGAACCCUGACGCCCCGCCCCUCCCCAACGAGGACUCCGCUGGUCAAUGACAGUCCUAUCUGUUGACCGUGUGACGUCACUGAUGUAUUUUGCCGAGCUGAUGGCCACACCUGGAGUUGCUGUAUGACAGAUGCCUGACAUGAUGUAUGACAGAUGCCUGACAUUUAUAUGACAGAUGCCUGAUAUGUGUAUGACAGAUGCCUGACAUGAUGUAUGACAGAUGCAUGACAUGAUGUAUGGCAGAUGCCUGACAUUUAUAUGACAGAUACCUGGCAUGCGGUAUGCCAGAUGCCUGACAUGAUGUUUGACAGAUGCCUGACUAAAGCGGAUGCCUUUCAUCCGCCAUGCAUGAGAGAAGCGUGUAUGUAGUGUUAUUGAAUGGGGGUAAUCUGUUUUCAUGGUUUUCCCGACUUAUAACCAAUUAUGUAAUCAAAGAUUAUGUCAUUAUUUUUGAAUUGUAAGAUCCGUUUUUGAGGUUCCUUAUUUCGUGAUGUAAUUACAAAUGCUAAUUAUUUGGAUGGCGAGAGACAAAGGGAAAUAAAUGUCUGUUAAA
Physella acuta is the source of this 1581-nucleotide messenger RNA. Its product is annotated as testis-specific serine/threonine-protein kinase 1. The record is from RefSeq and is a predicted model, not a curated record. Gene Ontology annotation, biological process: microtubule cytoskeleton organization; intracellular signal transduction; protein phosphorylation. NCBI's taxonomy places the organism in Eukaryota, Metazoa, Mollusca, Gastropoda, Physidae. Gene Ontology annotation, molecular function: ATP binding; tau-protein kinase activity. Gene Ontology annotation, cellular component: cytoplasm.